CAAAUCAACCUCGUCUUUGUCUCCGGCAGAGAGCGUUAGAUUUCAGGCGGAAAGAGUCAGACUUCUGGUUACUUCCGUCCCAGCUCCGGCAUCGGAAUUCCAAUAACCUUGCCCUCGAAAGUCUCGGGAAUUACAGCCCCGAGUCCUUCCCGGAGGGCAUUUCUGUAAUUCCGAUAGAGUGACGAAGAUCGCAGAUGCAAUUAGGGUUUUGAAAAUUCGGAAGAAGAAGAAAUCAUUCAUCGAGUUUUGGGAAUUAGGGUUUCGAAAAUCUUCGGAGAUCCGAUUCGGGUGUUCUUGUAAAAAAAGUGGUUGGAAUGAGGGUAAUUACGGAGAUGGGGAGAUCCUGCAAGUAGAGACUGGAAACGGAAUUGGGGGAGUUUCCGUGUACUGUUGAAGAAAUUUUGGUAGAAUCUAGUUCGAGGAAUCUUCAGAAAUGAAGGCUCCAGCGUCGAACGGUUUUUCAGCGGAUUUGGGAGAAGGACAGAAAAAAAGUAUCAAUUCAGAGUUAUGGCAUGCUUGUGCGGGACCACUUGUGUCAUUGCCUCCAGUGGGAAGUCUCGUGGUUUACUUCCCGCAAGGUCACAGCGAACAGGUUGCGGCUUCAAUGCAAAAGGAGACUGAUGGCAUCCCAAACUAUCCCUCACUUCCAUCUAAGUUGAUUUGUAUGCUUCACAGUGUCACACUGCAUGCUGACGUUGAAACAGAUGAAGUUUAUGCACAGAUGACUCUUCAGCCUGUAAAUAAAUAUGACAACGAAGCAUUGCUGGCAUCGGAUUUGGGCCUCAAGCAAAGCAAGCAACCUGCUGAGUUCUUCUGUAAAACACUUACGGCUAGUGACACAAGCACCCAUGGUGGAUUUUCUGUACCCCGUCGUGCAGCAGAGAAGAUCUUCCCACCUCUUGAUUUUUCAAUGCAACCACCAGCUCAGGAGCUAGUGGCAAGAGACUUGCAUGAUGCUGCAUGGACAUUCAGACAUAUUUAUCGUGGUCAACCAAAAAGGCAUCUUCUCACUACUGGUUGGAGUGUGUUUGUCAGCACAAAGAGACUCUUUGCUGGUGAUUCCGUCCUUUUCAUACGUGAUGAAAAGUCCCAGCUUCUCUUGGGUAUAAGACGUGCCAACAGACAGCAACCAGCUCUGUCGUCUUCAGUCUUAUCUAGUGAUAGCAUGCAUAUUGGAAUCCUCGCUGCUGCUGCUCAUGCUGCAGCAAAUAACAGCCCCUUUACAAUAUUUUACAACCCAAGAGCAAGUCCUUCUGAGUUCGUGAUUCCCUUAGCCAAGUACAAUAAAGCAAUGUACCACCAAGUUUCCCUUGGUAUGCGGUUCAGGAUGAUGUUCGAAACUGAGGAAUCAGGAGUCCGCAGAUAUAUGGGCACCAUUACAGGCAUCAGUGAUCUUGAUCCAGUACGAUGGAAGAAUUCAGAGUGGCGCAAGCUUCAGGUUGGCUGGGAUGAAUCAACAGCUGGUGAACGGCAGAACCGAGUUUCAAUUUGGGAGAUCGAGCCUGUGACAACUCCUUUCUAUAUAUGCCCUCCUCCAUUUUUCAGACCCAAGUUCCCCAGACAACCAGGGAUGCCAGAUGAUGAGUCCGAAGUGGAGAAUGCUUUCAAGAGGGCAAUGCCAUGGCUUGCCGACGAUAUGGGCAUGAAGGAUGUUCAGAGCCCGGUCUUCCCGGGCUUGAGUCUGGUCCAAUGGAUGAGCAUGCAGCAGAACCCUCAGCUGAUUGGUUCGGCCGCUCAGUCGGGAUACUUCCCAUCGAUGGCUGCCUCAGCCCUACUCAAUAAUAACCAAACCACCGAAGACCCAUCAAAGAUACUGAAUUUUCAAGCCCAUGCCUUGCCUCCGCCGAAUUCGGACUUCAAUCUUCCCAAAGCAAAUCAACAAAUCCACUUGCCCAAUCAAUUUCAGCAGCCAGCUCCCACAUGGCCUCAACAGCAGCAGCAGCAACAAACACAGCAGCAGCAGCAACUACAUCAACAAACACAGCAGCUGCAGCAGCAGCAGCUACAUCAACAACAGUCACAGCAACAGUUGCAUCAACCACUACCACCACAACAACAACAACAGCAACAACUGCAGCAGCAACCGCGACCAGUGCUUGUUAAUCCGGGCGUUGUAGAUCAACUGCAGCAAAAGCAACAACAACCAUUCAUUAACCAACCUCUGCCUCAAUCUCAGAUCCCAAGCCAACUUCUGCAGCAACCUCUCAUGCAUUCUCAGCUUCAGCAACAGCAGCAGCAGUUUCUCGCGCCCAAUGCCCAACUUCAACAAAACCUCCCACGCCCAAUCCAGAAUCCUGUCCAACAAAACUUGCAGUUUCAGCAGCAAGCAGUACAACAGAAAUCACAGCAGCAGCAGCAGCAGCAACAACAGAAACAACUAUUAGCACAACAACUGCAACAAUUACCACAACUGCAACAGCCACAACAGCUGCCACUAUCCCAACAGCAGAUUCAGCUUCAGCUGCUGCAGAAAUUGCAGCAGCAGCAGCAGUUGCUUUCCCAGCUCAGCCCGCGUGUGCAGUCUCAGCUGCCACACCAACAACAAACUCAGCAAUUUCAACAACAGCUGCAACAGCAGCAGCCACAGCAGCAGCUUGGUAGCACCCAGUUUUCUCCACCUCCAGUAAACCAACCGCAGCAAACCUCCUCGAAUCAUCUACUGGGUCAGGUCAAGCCCUCCUUGCCUGUGAGGACUCAUUCGGGUCCCACCAAUGGGGAUGCCCCAUCAUGUUCAACCUCACCUUCUACCAAUAAUUGCCACGUGUCUUCAUCGAGUGUGUUGAACAGAACUCAUCAGGAAACCACAAUUCAUCCUGCAAAUAAUCCACUUCAAAAACUUCAUAGCAAGCCCGACAUUGGGGUCAAGAAUGAAACGCCCGCAGUGAAAGAAUUGGACCAACUAGCAUACCGAAGCACCGCUACCGACCACUUGGAUGCUUCCUCAUCUGCAACCUCGUUUUGUUUGGACGGUGGCGAUCAACAGAGUCUAUCCUUGCCUGCAUUCUGUUUGGAUGGUGACGUUCAAGCAGACCCACGAAAUAAUCUUCUCUUUGGAGUUAACAUCGAUGGUUUAACACCAGAUGCUCUGUUGUCAAGGGGCUUUGGCUCUGGGAAGGAUCUUCAGAACUUGCUGUCUGGUUAUAGUAAUCAGAGAGACAUUGAGACGGAGUUAUCUACAGCGGGAAUCAGUUCUCAGUCGUUUGGGGUGCGGGACAUGUCGUUUAAGCCCGGUUGUUCAAGCGAUGCUGUGGUCAAUGAGAGUGCGGUUCUAAAUAGGGGGGUGUGGGCCAACCAACCUCAGCGUAUGCGGACAUUUACCAAGGUUCAAAAGCGUGGUUCUGUUGGAAGAUCCAUCGAUGUCACUCGUUAUAGUGGGUAUGAUGAGCUCAGGCGCGAUCUUGCGCGCAUGUUUGGGAUAGAAGGGCAGCUGGAAGAUCAGCACAGGACCGAAUGGAAACUGGUGUAUGUGGAUCACGAAAACGAUAUCCUACUUGUCGGGGACGACCCAUGGGAAGAAUUCGUGAACUGCGUUCAGAGCAUCAAGAUACUGUCGUCUGCAGAAGUUCAGCAAAUGAGUCUGGACGGCGAUUUGGUGAACAUUCCCAUACAGAACCCGGCAUGUAGUGGGUCUGAUAGUGGAAAUGGUUGGAAGGGUCACUACGAUGACAAUUCAGCUGCUUCUUUUGAUCGGUGAUGGAUUACCAGGAUUACAGUGGAAAUCAUUCAUGCAUUCGCCACUCACCAAUUGAAAAUCCAAAAAGCUAUUAUAUAUAUUUCAGGUGUAAGUAAGGCUA
Molecule: messenger RNA, 3794 nt
Organism: Magnolia sinica
Lineage: Eukaryota; Viridiplantae; Streptophyta; Magnoliopsida; Magnoliales; Magnoliaceae
Product: auxin response factor 16-like
Exons: 13
Coding region: 434-3694 (1086 amino acids)
Biological process (GO): regulation of DNA-templated transcription; response to hormone
Cellular component (GO): nucleus
Molecular function (GO): protein binding; DNA binding
Source: RefSeq, a predicted model, not a curated record